GUGAGAGGUUCUGUUCGAAGAAAAUACUAAAAAGAAAAUAUGGAUGACAAGAUUGUGAAUCCCAACGAGAAUUUGAUCAUUCCCGAUUGGAUAAAUGAGAAGUACUUCGAGAAGGUGCUGGCCCAGGACGAACCGGAUCAUGUAAAGGUCCUUAAAUUCACACCAGUGGCUGCGAUUGCACCAGGCGAAAACUUCACCUCGACCAUGCUUAGGAUCUACAUCAAAUUGGAAAUGAAGGAUGGCUCUGUCAAAACCAAAACGUACGUCUUUAAGACAAUGCUUCCGCAAGAGCGUGGAGGCAGUGACAUCAACGAUUUCGGGCUUUUCCCCAAAGAGGCCAAGAUGUACGAGACAUAUCUUCCAGCCUUUGAAGCACUUUACAAGGAUAUCGGAUGGAAUAUACAGUUGGCGCCGAAAUGCCUCCACACCGAGGAGCGUGAUGGGGACAUCCACUUCAUCUUUGAGGAUCUGUGCGUGAAAAGAUUCCAAAACAUGGACCGGACCAAAGGCAUGGACAUGAAGCACAUGACGAAGUCGCUGCACAAACUGGCCGAGUAUCAUGCUGCCAGUGCAGUGUAUGAGGAACAGCAUGGUCCUUAUCCCAAGGAUUUCUUUGAGGGUUUCGUCACGCGUAAGCCAGAAGUUAAGAGAUUCCACAUAGAUUUAUUCCGUCUUAAGGCGACGUCCUUCAAGAAAGCCAUGCUUACAUGGGGUAUGAAGGACGCCGAGAAAUAUGUCAAAGCAUUUCCGACACAAGAACAAUAUUGGGCUCAGUGCUUAAGCACCUUAGACUUGGAUCCCAGUGAAUUCAAUGUUCUCAACCAUGGCGACUUCUGGUCGAGCAACAUGAUGAGCAGAUAUCUCCCUGAUGGCAGCCUGGACAAGCUCAUUCUCAUCGACUUCCAACUCACCACGUGGGGCAGUCCCGCUCUGGACCUGCUCUUCUUCCUCAUCCUGUCGCCCACUAAUGACUUACGCAUAAAGGAGUUCGACAACUUUGUCAGGAUCUAUUGGGAUCGCCUGAUCGAAUGCCUCAAAGUGUUGAAGUUCAAAAAACCUUUGCCCCAGCUCAGGGAUAUUCACAGAUCGAUGUACAAGAAGAACCAUUCAUUCUUCGCUUUCUUCAGCCUCAUGAAUCAUCUGCUCAUAAUUCUGUUUCCCACCGACAAGGACAGUAGUCUGCACAACGUGACCGCGGAAACCGAGGAGGGGGAAAACAUUCGACUAAGAAUGGUCAGCAACCCUGCAGUAGGAAGUGUCAUGAAGGAUCUCUAUCCCUUCAUUUACAAUCGCGGAAUUUUGAACUAUGAAGACUAUGAAGUGUGAUAUUUAUUUGUAUGAUACCUAGCAACAACUUGUAAAAACUGUUUACGAAAUCAUCACGAAUUUACGUUUCGAGACAAGUUGAUUAAACUUGAGAAGGUUAUAUUACCUUUAUAGGGGUAAUUCUUACCAAAUGUAGAGACUUGAAAUAGGCGUAAGAAAAG
Molecule: messenger RNA, 1487 nt
Organism: Drosophila serrata
Lineage: Eukaryota; Metazoa; Arthropoda; Insecta; Diptera; Drosophilidae
Source: RefSeq, a predicted model, not a curated record